UACCCACAACUGCCAAGAGCUCUCUCCAUCUGCUCAGUCUGGGCCUCCUCAGCCUAUGAGAUCCAUCUGCCUCCCCAGUCCCCCAACCCUAUGGGCCUACUUGAUUCCCUAAGGCCUCUCAAACACCCUCCUUCUCCAUGACUCAUGAGGGCACUCUCCGAGGAGUGAGACGAUCUUGAGAGCAUGUUCAUUUUCAUCAACCAUGGAGAUAAUCAGCAAUUUCUGGUCAAUACCAAUUGCUCUGUCCGCCUGUUGCUACAUUAUAUUCGAAGUAAAGUGGGGUUGCCUAAAAGAGACACCAUCGAUUUGUGUGAUGAAACGGGGACAAUGAAGUUGCUUUUCCUGACGAAGACCCCUGGAGACUAUGCCAGCAAAUUCCUUACAGCUCGAAGCAUCUACUACAUUUGUAGGGUGGAGCGUGGGGGACCAGGAACCAGACUUCAGAAUGCCUAUAGAGCUUUUGUGCCCCUGCUGAAGAAUCCAGAGCCAGAGCUCAUUGAUGCACUGCGCACACAAUGCGACCUCCUAGAGAGGAGCCGAGUGAAGAUGCUUAGAAUCCAAGAAGCCAAGAAGGUCGUUCCAAUUCAGUCUUCCGUGAACGUUCCAUCCAAAUCAUCGGGACGAUCAGACACAGACACGCCCCCUCGCAAGACUGUGGUCUUUAAGACCAGAGCAGACGUUCUCAACAAGAGGGAUAAACGUCGCUAACUCAAUAAAGUGACAGAGUGAGAGCAGUAAUGCUAGGUAUGAAA
Molecule: messenger RNA, 752 nt
Organism: Microcebus murinus (gray mouse lemur)
Lineage: Eukaryota; Metazoa; Chordata; Mammalia; Primates; Cheirogaleidae
Gene: CXHXorf65
Product: chromosome X CXorf65 homolog
Source: RefSeq, a predicted model, not a curated record